AUGACGUUAGAGUGGGAAGCAGUGGAGAAAGACGUUAAGGAUACAAAUACUGCUCCAGAACAGAAAAUUUUGGCCACGAUGACAGAUGAAACAGGUGCAUGUGCAAGUAUCAACCCGUCAAAAACAGACGAGCUUAUUGGUCUGAUGACAGACAUGAUGAAACUGAUGAAAGAGGAUAAGGAAAGAACAACAGCUUCUUCUAGAUAUCAGCCACGUGGAAGAGGAGGCUAUGGUCGAGGGCAGCGAGGAGGAAAUCAAAAGGACUUGCAAUGUUGGACUUGUUAUGAUUUUGGCCAUACAAGCAGAGAAUGCCAUAAAAAUAGACAGACGGGACAGCGCGUGAAACCUGGUGGUUGCUGGACAUGUGGGAGAUCUAGGCACAUUAGCAGAGAUUGCAGCCAGAAUCCGGGAAACGAAAACAGGCUGAUAUGA
Mytilus trossulus (common blue mussel) is the source of this 432-nucleotide messenger RNA. RefSeq lists its product as uncharacterized. Gene Ontology annotation, molecular function: nucleic acid binding; zinc ion binding. The record is from RefSeq and is a predicted model, not a curated record. The transcript has a single exon. Bases 1 to 432 code for a protein of 143 amino acids. NCBI's taxonomy places the organism in Eukaryota, Metazoa, Mollusca, Bivalvia, Mytilida, Mytilidae.